This is a messenger RNA of Cololabis saira (Pacific saury), 4516 nucleotides long. Its product is annotated as sodium-dependent neutral amino acid transporter SLC6A17-like. The transcript has 12 exons. The record is from RefSeq and is a predicted model, not a curated record. Lineage: Eukaryota; Metazoa; Chordata; Actinopteri; Beloniformes; Belonidae. Bases 291 to 2504 code for a protein of 737 amino acids. Gene Ontology annotation, biological process: alanine transport; sodium ion transmembrane transport; glycine transport. Gene Ontology annotation, cellular component: plasma membrane; synaptic vesicle.
CAACGAUGCACACGCGCUGCUCGCUGGAUAAAUCCACGUCUCCUCCUGUUUUACACCACAGCUGUGUGAUUACCUCCAACUCUGGAUAUUGUUCAUAGCUCCAGACGACUCACGGACUGAAGCCCAGCCCUGGAACCCGGCUGCCGUCCUUCAGCAUCGCCUUUUCAGUCGCAUCCAUACGGCUCUUCCCCACUCUUUUCUGCUAUCACUUAUUAUUCUGUCCCUCCCGGUCUCUGCCCUUCUCUCUUUCUCUCUCCACCCCCACCCCUUCCCAACCCUCAGCCUCCCCAAUGCCUAAGAACAGCAAGGUGACACAGCGCGAGCAGAGCCAUGAGCACGUCACAGAAUCAGUGGCUGACCUGCUCGCACACGAGGAGCCGAUCGACUACAAGAACAGUUCCCUGAAUGUCGGAGCGGCCGCGGGGAAGAAGGUCCCCCAGUUGCCCGAAAACGAUGGGCGUCCCGCCUGGAACAGCAAACUGCAGUACAUCCUGGCCCAGGUGGGCUUCUCUGUGGGCCUGGGGAACGUGUGGCGCUUCCCUUACCUGUGCCAAAAGAACGGUGGAGGGGCCUAUUUGGUUCCUUACUUCAUCCUCCUCCUCAUCAUCGGCAUCCCACUCUUCUUCCUGGAGUUGGCGGUGGGUCAGAAGAUCCGACGUGGGAGCAUUGGCGUGUGGAACUACGUCUGUCCUCGUCUGGGUGGGAUAGGGAUGUCAAGUCUCAUGGUGUGUGGAUUUGUAGGCCUCUACUAUAAUGUCAUCAUUGGAUGGAGCAUCUUCUACUUUUUCCAGUCCUUCCAGUACCCGCUGCCGUGGAGCGACUGUCCCAUCAGAAGGAAUGGGACACUUGCCAUUGUGGAGCCAGAGUGCGAAAAAAGCUCCGCCACGACGUAUUUCUGGUACCGGCAGACUCUGAACACAACCAGCACUAUCGCAGAGAGUGGCGGCCUCAACGUCAAGAUGACGCUGUCUCUGCUUGUGGCCUGGAUCAUCGUCUGCCUAGCCGUCAUUAAAGGAAUCGCCUCCUCUGGGAAGGUAAUGUACUUCAGCUCUCUGUUCCCCUACCUGGUGCUGUUCUGUUUCCUGAUCAGGGGUUUAAUGCUGAAAGGAUCAAUAGACGGGAUCGCUCACAUGUUCACCCCCAAGUUAGAGAAAAUGUUGGAGCCGAAAGUGUGGAGGGAAGCCGCCACCCAAGUCUUCUUUGCCCUGGGUCUGGGAUUUGGAGGAGUCAUAGCCUUCUCCAGUUACAACAAAAUUGACAACAACUGUCACUUUGAUGCAGUGCUCGUCUCGGUCAUCAACUUCCUAACGUCCAUUCUGGCCACGCUGGUCGUGUUCGCCGUGCUGGGAUUCAAGGCUAACAUCAUGAACGAAAAGUGUGUCACAGAGAAUGGUGAAAAGAUCCUGGGAUACCUCAACUCUAAUGUCCUGAGUCAUGACCUCAUUCCUCCACAUGUGAACUUUUCCCACCUAACCACAUUAGACUACGCAGAGAUAUACGGGGUUAUCAAGACGGUGAAGGAGGACAGCUUUGCCCAGCUGGGUCUGGAGCCUUGUGUCCUGGAGGACGAGCUCAACAAGUCCGUUCAGGGCACUGGGCUGGCCUUCAUCGCCUUUACGGAGGCCAUGACCCAUUUCCCAGCAUCCCCGUUCUGGUCAGUCAUGUUCUUCUUCAUGCUUAUCAACCUCGGUCUGGGCAGCAUGAUAGGCACAAUGACCGGCAUCACCACACCUGUUCUGGAUGCCUACAAAGUACAGAAAGAGCUUUUCACAGUGUGUUGCUGCAUUGUGGCUUUCUUUUGUGGCCUGUUGUUUGUUCAGCGUUCAGGAAAUUACUUUGUCACCAUGUUCGAUGAUUACUCUGCUGGUCUGCCUCUCACUGUCGUGGUCAUCCUGGAAAAUGUGUCCGUUGCUUGGAUAUACGGCACUAAAAGAUUCAUGCAGGACCUGGAGGACAUGCUUGGUUUCCGACCAUGUAUCAUCUAUUUCUACCUGUGGAAGUAUGUCUCCCCUCUCUGUCUCCUCGUUCUCAUCUCAGCCACGGUCGUAGAGAUGGCUAUCAGCCCUCCAGGAUAUAACGCUUGGGUUCAAGAUCUGGCUCAGGAGCGUUUCCAGAGCUACCCUCCCUGGGCUCUGGCCAUGUGCUUUUCUCUGAUCGUAGUUGCCAUGCUUCCUCUGCCCAUCGUCUACAUCGCCCGGCGCUUCAACUUGAUGUCAGAUGGCUCCAAUAAACUGUCUGUGUCCUACCGUAAAACCAUGAUGAAAGACAUGUCUAUCCUUGAAGAGCAAGAAGAGGGCAGAUUUAUUCUCGGUGCCAAGCCCGGCGAGGCACCGUCUUCAGUUCAGACACGCAAACCCUUCCUGACUCCAGGGGGGAACAAAACCCUCGACCCCAACUCUUUGUCCCCAAACAUCUGCUAUGGCACAAGCUACCAAAACGCCGCCAUAAGCCCCACCACACCAACGACUCCAACUACGCCUGUCACUCCAGAGUCAGACUCUUGACUGUUUCCAGCCCCGACAAACACCCCUCUGACACCCAGCCCUUUAGCACACUUUACUUUUCAGCCAUAAAGUCCCCACAAGGGGUCACUGCAACACCGAGGACUCCCGUCACUGCCCCACUAAUGCCACAAGCAGAGUAAAACAACUCAGUUCAACUGUGAGCACAAGCCUCAACAACUGGAAAAGAUGUCCAGGGUCUGUCUAUGUUGUCCUGCGACUGGACCAGUGGCCCAUUCAGAGAUACGUGCUGAGAAGCAAGAGAAUUAACACAAAGGUUGCUUGUUAUGCUUGAUAAACUCAUCUUUAUAUUUUUAAAACAUGCUUAUGUCAAUAUGAGGAAAAUCUGUGAUCUGUUCUUCUUUGCCUUAGUCUAAAGAACCUCAGCAGACGCAAUGCCCCUUUCUGCAGAGGUGCAGGGAUCUGAAAGCAUGAAUGUAGUGUAUGCUGUGGCUGGAGCCAUGACGGGCUUUUGUUUAGCAUGAUGGUACGAGAGAACUGAGAUACGUGUGAAUAUGAUUAUUUUCAAGUUGUAAAAACCUCUCAGUGUUUGCAUUGGUCUCCCUCUUCAGCAAUACUAAGUUUCAAAGCCAUAAGCAGCAUUACACUGACCAAGUUAUUAUCUUUUAGAAAUGAUGCAGUUCGUCUGACUUGAGCGUAGACAUACACAUCUGGAUCUUUGAUCGUCUGAUCUUAGAAAAAAGGUUGUGUGAAUUUGUCUAUGCAGGAUUCUCUGUAUUGUGAAACACUGAAGGCUGCUUUAAAGAGAAACCCAAAGCCGACCCCAUGUAGUUUAUGUGUAGCCACUAUUGUUUUUAUUGUACAGUAAUGUCAGGUAUGGUAAUGUAAUCUAAGAAUAUACAGUGUUUGUUAACUAGAGAACAAAGACACAGAUAUAUUAUGUAGAAAAUCACUUAUUUCAGUUUCUCCACCGAGUACAAAAAUAAAUAACAAAACACUUGAAUUCUAGCACAGGAAAUUAGACUCGUGCAAAAUCACACUGAAAGUGAACUUAGACUUAAUUUGUCAUCAGAUACAAAAAAAACUAAAAACAUCAGCUAUUUCUUAUGCAACCAAAUGUUGUUGCUCAGCUUCCAUAUACAUCAACAGUAAAACUACAACUAAAAGGAUACACAGUAUAAAGCAGAGAUAUCGUAGUAGCAGUGGCUGUGUGGAUUAUUGCAAUUAUCUGGUGGUAGAGCGGUGGUAGAAUUAAUAUAGUCUUAUUUACAGGGGUCAGAAAAAUAUUGCACUUAAAUGUAUCUUAUGUACAGAAUAAACAGAAUGAGCAGAAACAAAGUGGCAGCAGGUUGGGGUUAUUUGGCAUUUAGCAGGUUGAUGGUUAGGGGGCAGUAACUUAGUGAAUCUGGUUGUUGUGGAGCGGAUGCUACGGGACAACAGAGAGAACAGUCCAUGGGUGGGGUGGGUGAGCUCUGGAUGAGCAGCGGCAAGGAGCCUGUUUGAAACUUAACAGAAGGAGUCACAUGUGGUCAUAUGUUUUAGUAACAGGAAGCACAGUUUAUUCACAAGGAUUUGAAGCAAACAUCCAGUUUUCUUAUUCAAUGCUACAAAAGCACAAAAGAGAUGAUUGUGGACCUUGAUUGUUGUAUUAUUUAAAACGAGACACACAGGAAGGUGAGAUUAGCGACACUCGUCAAAUCUGUCCUGUACAGUAAAAUAUAUCCUUAAUCAAAUAUCUUUAUUAGAGCACAAAACAAAGAAAAUGCACAAACUAUGUUCACUAUGACCAAAACAGCAUGAACUUUGAUGGACCAAAAGAUUUUCAAACCUUCAGAGAAGGAAUCCAAAUUAUGUCAACUCGUCAGCUGACUUGAAAGUUUGCACUCCUGAAAGCCUUAGACUCCUCACGUGCACUGACUGAAACAUGCAUGUUCACAAACAUGCCGCUCUCUGUAUAUCUGCAGAAUACCAAACAUCGUGAAGUGUUGUGGGGUACAGGUGAGAAGGAUGUCUUGGCGCUAACAUUUUCUACACAGUGACAGUGAAGAGUUGCA